GCCGGCCAUGAUGGCAGGGGUUCAAAUGAUAUUGAUUCCCUGAAGGCUGUGGGAAUUGGCAAGCCAAGCAUGGACUGGAGAAGAGCUUCAUGCCCCAGCAGCUACACCACCUGUUGAAAACAGCAGUUACAGGCAGUUAACCUCAAGAUGAGCCAGUCAACCUUCACAAACACUGAGCCCCAAACAAUCACUAAACAAAUUAUUUUCAUAAAAUAAACGACAUUAAAGGCACCAGCACGACACAGCUCGCUAGGACUGCACUGCAGGUCCCUGCAAAAGGAUAUGGCUUUAGAAUCUCUGAGUGUUGUAAACUUUGCUGGCCUUGUUCAACCAGGCUGCUCUCUGCUCAAGCUGGAGGGUGAUGUUUAUCUCUUCGGUCAAAAGGGCUGGCCAAAACGCUCAUGUCCGACAGGGAUCUUUGGUGUGCGUUUCAAAGAAGGAGAACUUAAGCUCCGUCCCAUAUCUUUCUCAAACACCUCCUCUUAUCUCCCUCCCCUUCGAUGCCCAGCAAUAGCUCAUUUGGAGCCUUCUAAUGACAUCCCUGAAUGUUACCUCAUUCACGGUGGGCGAACGCCCAACAACGAACUAUCCCCAACUCUCUACAUGCUGAGCGUGGACAGCAGGGGAUGCAACCGUAAGGUCACGUUGCAGUGCAAAGAGAAGGAGUUGGUUGGAGAUGUCCCCAGUGCUCGAUAUGGCCACACCAUCAGCGUAAUCCGCAGCAGAGGAAAGUCAGCAUGUGUGUUAUUUGGCGGUAGAUCCUACAUGCCGCCCGCAGAGAGAACCACACAGAACUGGAACAGCGUGGUGGACUGCCCACCUCAAGUCUUCCUUAUUGAAAUGGAGUUCGGUUGCGUGUCAGCGCACAACCUCCCCGAGCUUAUGGAUGGCCAGGCGUUUCACGUGGCCCUGGCAAGAGAGGACUGUGUCUACUUCCUGGGCGGCCACAUUCUCAAUUCUGAUUGUCGACCCCCUCGUCUUAUCCGCCUCCGUGUGGAGCUUCUCUUAGGAAGCCCUAUCCUGACCUGUAGCGUUCUCAAUGAUGGUCUGGCUAUUAGCAGCGCUGUAGUCACUCCUAUUGGCUAUCAUGAGUAUAUCAUCAUUGGUGGGUACCAAUCAGAGACCCAAAAGCGAAUGGAAUGCACAUACGUUGGACUCGAUGAUGUCGGAGUACACAUGGAGCCACGUGAACCACCACAGUGGACCCCCGAGAUAAGCCACAGCCGUACUUGGUUCGGCGGAAGCUUGGGCAAAGGAAAUGCCUUGAUCGCCGUUCCCUCAGAGGGAAACCCAUCUCCACCAGAUGCCUUCCAUUUCUACCAGGUGAAAUUCCGAGAUGGAGAAGAAACAACUCAGGGUUGCAGUCAGGACUCCAAUGAGUUGGAGGACUCGGCGCCGAUGGAGGACUCGGAGGAGCUCUACUUUGGCCGUGAACCUCAUGAGAUGGAGUACAGCAGCGAUGGAGAAGGUGACACCUACAACGAAGAAGACGAAGAGGAUGAGUCUCAGACAGGUUAUUGGAUCAAAUGCUGCCUCACCUGCCAGGUAGACCCCAACACCUGGGAUCCAUAUUACUCUACAGAGCUCACUCGACCUGCCAUGAUCUACUGCUCCAGAGGUGAAGGUGGACAUUGGGUUCAUGCCCAGUGCAUGGAGCUACCUGAGAGCAUGUUGCUUAGCCUCUCGCAAGACAACAGCAAGUACUUUUGCCUGGAUCACGGAGGCCUGCCCAAACAGGAGAUGACGCCACCACGGCAGACGGUGCCUUUGAAGAGAGUGCCAUUGAAGAUGAUCCACCGCAAGGCUCCGGUCACACUGAAAAUGACCCCGGCCAAGAAAACCUUCCUCAGGAGACUUUUCGAUUGAUAUGUUGUAUCAUUGCCUGUUUAAUCACAUGUUAAACAAAUGUGUUUGUUUAA
Triplophysa rosa is the source of this 1919-nucleotide messenger RNA. RefSeq names its product recombination activating gene 2 (gene rag2). Lineage: Eukaryota; Metazoa; Chordata; Actinopteri; Cypriniformes; Nemacheilidae. The record is from RefSeq and is a predicted model, not a curated record. The transcript is spliced from 3 exons. Gene Ontology annotation, molecular function: sequence-specific DNA binding; protein binding. Gene Ontology annotation, cellular component: nucleus; DNA recombinase complex. Gene Ontology annotation, biological process: V(D)J recombination. The coding region runs from base 283 to 1866 and encodes 527 amino acids.